CUGUUCGCGGAGCUUCAUCCACGUUGAAGCGGAGCAGGAAUGGACGAGAAGGACGAAGAUCUCGGUACAUUUGAUCCAAACAUACCAGAGGAGGGCCCAUCAGCGCCCCCUCCUGGCUGGCUGGAUGAUGUACAUGGAUAUCAGGGCCACAAGGGAGGAGAUGAUGAUAGCCCACUGUACCCACCUCCCCCUGCCUAUAACCCCCAGCCUGAACAAAACAGAAGCACCUCAGUGCCUGAUGUCAGGGUCCCCUCGGUAUCAGAGGAUGUAGCCAGAGAUGCUCUGCUCAAAUUUGUGGAAUCCAAAUGGAGCUACAGCUCCAAACCUGCCAGGAACCUCACCUUCAAAGACCUCCAGCCCAUCACAGUGUACAGGUAUCGACUGGAGACCUACACUGAGACCAGAACCAGCGCCUGGCAGUUUGAGCCCUACAAUGGGCAGGCGGUGGAUGGUCCUCAGCACGGUACGAGCCCUCCGCCGUGGGACGUCCCAGUGUCGCCGCCUCAGAGAUACACCGACAAGGUGGAGAAGAUCCGAGUGCCGCACUCCUCAUUCGUGAAGAUGUGUCACAAGUGCAAAGGCUGCGGGAGGACUCGCUGCACCGCCUGCUUUGGCAGAGGCCAGAAGCGUUGCACUUUCUGCCACGGUCGCGGUCGUAUCAGGAACAAACACUGCACUUCCUGUCACGGCAGAGGUCGAAAGAGGUGUUUGAGCUGCCACGGCCACGGCUACAAGACCUGCUCCGUUUGUCACGGCAGCCAAAACCUGCUGCACUUCAUCCAGCUCACAGUGACGUGGAAGAACAACAUGAGUGAGUUCAUUCCAGACCGCCAGCCCGACUUCCCUGACAAGAAAUUUGAGAAGGUGUCAGGAGAUCCUUUCUUCAUCGAUGAGAGUGUGCUGGUGUAUCCUAUCCAAGGUUUCCCGGAUCAGGAGAUCUGUGAUGUUUCAUCCAAGCUGAUUAACGAACACCUCGGACGCUUCGCUUCCACCAGCCGCAUCCUGCAGCAGCGUCAGACCAUCGAGCUGGUGCCCCUCACUCAUGCUUAUUACACCUACAGCGGAAAAGACUUCAGCUUCUUCAUCUACGGGCUGGAGAACAAAGUGUUUACCUCCAAAUAUCCCUCUGCAUGCUCUGUUUUGUAAGCAGCACAUGGUAUCGACCUUUUGUUAGCAUACAUGACCCAUAUAACGAGCUCUUUAUUGUGUUUGGACACUAACACAGUUUUUUCAGCUGUUUACUUCAAAGUGUCACAGUUUUAUCCACGUUAGAGGAAGGAGUUAGGAAGGGUAGCCCGACUUUUUCACAGAAGUGUUCCGACAGUUUUGAGCCGGCUGCUGUGACAGGUGUUCUCAGGUAAAAGGCUCACCUGAGUCAGUGUGAUGCACAGGCCUGUGUGGCCUUUAACCAGAGAGUCAUGGCUUAGUGAGCUGUACUGAGCUUAAAGUCAGAUUUUUCAUUGUAAUCAAUGUGGCUCUCUUUCUACAGUACUGUGCAAAGGUCUUAAGCCACCUCUCUUUCUUUAUAUUUUGCUUCACUGCAUUUUUUUAGUGCUCUUGAGCAGCAGUGCUGUCUGAAGGUCUUCCAAAGUUCUUCUUUGGACAUUCUCUCAUUUUCAGUGCAGUCCUUGAUGAUGAUUUUUGUUUGUUAAUACAGUGACCUCUGACCUAUGA
Archocentrus centrarchus (flier cichlid) is the source of this 1674-nucleotide messenger RNA. Its product is annotated as protein SSUH2 homolog. The transcript is spliced from 12 exons. Gene Ontology annotation, molecular function: heat shock protein binding. Lineage: Eukaryota; Metazoa; Chordata; Actinopteri; Cichliformes; Cichlidae. The record is from RefSeq and is a predicted model, not a curated record. The coding region runs from base 40 to 1146 and encodes 368 amino acids.